AGUUCAUUUCUCCUAAGUUGGAAGAGUCAGACAAUCAGUACAGAUACCAGAUGGCAGCCCUAGGAGCCCUCUUUUUAUUUGCCAUGGCCUCCCUUGUGCACGGGAAGCCCAUUCAUUCAGACAGAAAAGGAGCUAAAAUCCCUCUGGCAGGAUCUAACCUGGGAUACAAGAAAUCCAGCAAUUCAUAUGGUUCCAGACUGUCGCAGGGUAUGAGAUACCCCCCUUCCAUGAUGCAGUUAUACCAGACUCUGAUUUUGGGGAAUGAUACGGAUCUGUCAAUCCUGGAAUAUCCCAUCCUGCAGGAAUCUGAUGCCGUUCUAAGCCUCAUUGCAAAAAGUUGCGAUGUAGUGGGCAAUCGAUGGACAUUGUCCUUUGACAUGUCUUCUAUAUCGAGCAGCAAUGAGCUGAAAUUGGCCGAGUUGAGGAUCCGCCUCCCUUCCUUUGAAAGGUCCCAGGAUGUUACCGUAGAGAUUUAUCACACCAAGGAUGGUCAGGAGAAUCUUUUCAUGGGAUCCUUUAAGACUAACCCUUCUGUUGCAAUGGGUUCCUCGUGGAAGGUUUUUAAUCUAACUAAGAUGCUCCAGUAUUAUCUCCACCACGGGGAGCCAUUCACAAAUGAUGAAUACAUAGAAGUUAAGAACCUGCACGAGAGAGUCAGGCCACGUGUCAUUAAGAGAGGAGCAAGGACUGAGGCAGAGGAAGGCCUUCAGAGGAAUAAAGACAAUACCCCUGUGUCCAGUUUUCCCACAGACAAAGUUGUGCUGGUAGUGUUCACCAGGGACAAGCCCACUGCUAAUUAUUUUGGCUCUCCCAGUCUCAUCCACACCGUGGAGUCCUCCAAGUAUGUUAUGAGUGAAAGCACAGUCAGGGUGGCAGAUACCAGGAGACACCGGCGCAACCAAAAAACAAAAAACUCCAUAGUCAUGAACACCAUGCCCUCUAGAUACGUUGGAAAAACCCUUUGCAGGAGAGUGGAUAUGAUAGUGGAUUUUGAAAAGAUUGAAUGGGGCGAUCGGAUUGUCUAUCCCAAAAGAUUCAACGCCUAUAGGUGCGAGGGGGCCUGCCCCAUUCCUCUGAAUGAAACCUUCAAGCCAACGAACCAUGCCUACAUCAAGAGUCUGGUCAAGCUGUAUGAUGAAGAGAAAGUUGAAUGUUCCUCGUGUAUCCCUGUAAAGAUGAGCCCACUGUCCAUGUUACUGUACGAAGACGGAGAAGUUGUACUGAAGCAUCACGAGGACAUGAUAGUGGAUGAGUGUGGCUGCAACUGAACUUAGUGACACGGAUAUGUGCAUGGCUGUUCCUUUAUAUCUGCCAUACCCUGCAUCGUGGCCAUGCUGUGUUCCCUGUAUAGAGUGUACAUAGAACAAAAGUCUAUUUUUAUAUAAAGCACAUGAAAAAGUAUUUAUUCUAUUAAGAGUUAUAUAUUGUCUGAGCACUACAAUAAAAUAUUAAA
Messenger RNA from Xenopus tropicalis (tropical clawed frog), 1453 nucleotides. RefSeq names its product nodal homolog 2 (gene nodal2). The transcript has 3 exons. NCBI's taxonomy places the organism in Eukaryota, Metazoa, Chordata, Amphibia, Anura, Pipidae. The record is from RefSeq and is a predicted model, not a curated record. Gene Ontology annotation, cellular component: extracellular region. The coding region runs from base 51 to 1268 and encodes 405 amino acids. Gene Ontology annotation, molecular function: growth factor activity. Gene Ontology annotation, biological process: gastrulation; animal gross anatomical part developmental process; tissue development.